Messenger RNA from Pogona vitticeps (central bearded dragon), 3412 nucleotides. The record is from RefSeq and is a predicted model, not a curated record. NCBI's taxonomy places the organism in Eukaryota, Metazoa, Chordata, Lepidosauria, Squamata, Agamidae.
CCAAUGAGGAGCCCAACUGGUCACUGAAUAGCCUCCGAGUUAUUACUGAAAAGAUGAGGGGCCUCGCAAGGUCGCCUUCGCAGCCGGGCCCCUCGGCUACCCCGACGGCUCCGGCGCCUAAGCCCCCCUUUGGCGAGACUCGCUUCUCCAAGGGUUUCUACUACAUUCCUGUUCGGGACGCCGCGAACCUUAUUUAUUUCUUUUCAUUUUCUUUCGGGGGCGGCCCCCAACCUCUGGAGCCCGACCCUCGCACCCCCUCGGCUCUCUCUGUCUCUCUCCUGAGCGCUACCGAGAGCCGCCGCCGCCAUCCUGAGGGACGCAGCCCUUUCUGCCCAUUCGAAACAUUUCCACUCAGGCCGUGACGCCGCUGCCCGCCCUUUUCUGCCAGAUUUACAAAUGGCGGCCCCAAAAGUCGCGUGAGGGUGGGACUUUGAAGGGGCGGGGCUCCCUGGAUCGCCCCGAUAUUAUUGAGAGGAGCCGGCCUGGAACGGAAAGAGGAACGAAUAAUGUAGUUCUGCUAGAAAAUGUAGAAGCAUAGAAACAUGGUCAUUUCCCCACCAAAAGUUCCUUGCAGCUUGUGUAACUGAUAAGCCGUGAAGUUGCAUUUGAUUUAUAGCGACCCUCAUAGGAUUUCCAAGGUGCCACCCCUCGCUUUUGUAAUUACACGAUUGAGCUGGUAACAUUUAACUUCAAACACAAUGGAUGACAACAAGAGCGAAGAGGUGGGCGAUAUUAUUCGACUUAAUGUUGGAGGCUGUAUGUUCACAGCUCGGCGUGAAUCUUUAUGCCGCUUUAAGGAAUCAAUGCUGGCCUCUAUGUUUAGUGGACGGUUUCCUCUAAAAAGGGAUGACUCAGGGGCCUGCGUUAUUGACCGAGAUGGCAGCCUCUUUAAAUAUCUCUUAGCAUAUCUUCAUGGAGAACUUCAGGUUCCAGAAGAUGAGCAAACUCGAAUUGCAUUGCAGGAAGAGGCUGAUUAUUUUGGCAUUCCUUAUCCUUACACUCUUACCGAUCACUUGGCCAAUGAAAUGGAGACGUAUUGUUUAAGAUCACGUUUCGAACUUAAAGAGACACUCCUAGAUUUUUGUGACUACUAUGGCUUUAUAUGCGCAAAGCCUACAGUUUGGGUUUUGCAUUAUCUGAACACUUGUGGUGCAAGUUGUGAGAGUAGAAUAAUUGGUGUGUAUGCUACAAAAGCAGAUGGAACAACUGCCGUUGAAAACGAACUAGGAGGAAGAAUUUAUAGUAAAAAUAUUUACAAGAGGGAAUUUGGAAGUAAUGUCCAAUACAUUUGGAGCUAUUAUUCAGUGACUGAGUUGAAAAAGAUGAUGGAUGCAUUUGAGGCUUGGGAAGGAAGAGGUGUCAGUUACUGGCGAGUACCUCAGGAACUGAUUGAAUGCUGGACUCUUGAAGAGCGCCCAUUGGAAAAAAGCCUGCAAAACAUGUGUCCAGUUCGUAGGCGGGACAUAGUAGUUUUCCAGAAAAAAGAAGGAAGUGAAUUGAAGCUAAAGCCAAUUCAGUUUUCUGGUCCUUCAACAAGUACUCACAUCAAAGUUAAGAACUCUGCUUCUUUAAAAAUAGCAGAAUGUCCCAUACCUUCAAGUUCUCAGACGACUCGUAAGAGACCUAGUGGAGAUCCUUUGAUUCCAAGUGAACUGAUGCCAAUAAGUAAAGCUACAUUGUUGACUAAAAACCUCAGGACACCAGUCAGGACUGCUGAAAAUGGCGUAGUCUGUCCAAUGGAGACUCCCUCGCCCAAGAAGUCGACAGCCAGUCGUGUGGUAAAACUCAAGCGGGCUCCUUUGUGUUAUGAAUCAUCAUCUCAGCAGUCCUCAGCACUGCUAAGCAAGAUGGCAGAGCAGCCGACUCCCUCUAUUGCACUGGCCUCUACGUCUCCACCGCAGACAUUACGACAAGAGGGAUUUGACGCGUCUCCCUGAUGGCCCACAGUUGAGGUUACUGAAGAGUUAGUUUAAGCAGCUGAGGGAAGAAGGAUGAUGUUUAUAUAUUGCUGGAGUUGCAGGUCAUGAUUGUCUAAAGCUAAAACUUCUGACCAUCUAGGCAGAUGAACAAAACUGUCAAAUUACAGUCUUUACAUGUUAAAAUUAAUGUAUAUGAAAUAUGUCUUAUCCAGUGUACAUAGUUCAAGAUGUGUGUUUUAAAAAUGGCUCUCUUUUGCGCAGCCAUUCAAUACGUCAUAUACAUAAAAUAUGGUUUGUUAGUCAUUUCAGAAUAGAAUUUAUGCUGGGUUUUGGCCACCUUGAAAAACUCACCCACCAGUUUCUCAUGGCCAUUUUUUUUCUGACUUGUCUUAUAUCACUUUUUAACAUUCCCAUAUUCAGACUCUCUUCAAUCUUUUGUGAUGACCAGAAUGCUAAUCAUCCAUCCAUUAAUAUGUUAUUUUUCAUGCUGCUUGUGAUGGACACUUUCUGUCUGCAACGUUUCUCCUUAGUUUAGAGUUUCACACACAGUAAUUUAAAUGUGUAGAUUUUUACUUCAGCUUUGCUUCGGCUCUUUUGACUUAACCAUUUCUGCAGUUGUAUUUGAAACUUGCCCAGCCAUUUGAUACCCUGGCGGUUUGAUGAAUUUCACUUUUCGGUUUCUUGAGGAUCGAUCCUCCACACUUGAGACUGUUUCGAUGUAAUACUAAGCGAGUGGAUAGCGUUAUGAGAAUGAACCUUUGGGUCAUUCAUCCUGCCCUGAUCUAGCAUAGCUGUGAGAAGACCAAACACCAUCUCUGUGAACUGGUUGCAAUUUAGCCGUGCCAUCUGACUGCUGAUUAGUAUCAGUUAUGAACAACAGAAACAAACCGCUUCCAUAAACUAGCAUUUGAACAGAAGUUUGAUUGUUUCAGCAAUAAAUACAAAAAAUAAAAUACUUUAUUUGGAUUGGGAUGCAUUAGCAAAUUGUUGCGAAUUUAAAAGGGAAGCAGGAGUUGACUGCACUAGAAGAUAAGGGAGCAUCUGAAUCCAAAGUGUAGACUCAUUCUCCAUGACUUUGUAUUGUGACCCAAUGUAUACAGCCAUCACAAGAGGCCCCGGUGAGGUGAAGCCUUUUUUGUGGCUUAGGACCUAAGAGGCAUGAACCUAGAUAUUUCUGGUACAAAUUUCCUCUGUUUCAGCUCCCCAUUUGCAGCAUAGAGAUAAUAAACGACGGCUCCACAGAUCAGUAUGUGGAUUACUGAAGAGUGCCUUGCCAUGGGAGCACUCAGGAACUGCUAUGUGAUGCCAAACGUUUAUUGUUAGAAAAGACUUCAGUGUGUGUGCCAUAUACUCAGAUUUGAAAUGGUACAUUUUGUCAGGUGAACUGAAUUAAGUGUUGCUAACAUUAAUAAUAAAGUUAACAUUAACUGUGCAAGAAAUGUGUUUUGCUCUUAGUUUUAAAUAAAAUAUUUUUCUUAAUGUUUUUUAAAAAA